Messenger RNA from Passer domesticus (house sparrow), 4460 nucleotides. RefSeq names its product kelch like family member 38 (gene KLHL38). Bases 346 to 1809 code for a protein of 487 amino acids. Gene Ontology annotation, molecular function: protein binding. NCBI's taxonomy places the organism in Eukaryota, Metazoa, Chordata, Aves, Passeriformes, Passeridae. The transcript is spliced from 4 exons. The record is from RefSeq and is a predicted model, not a curated record.
UGCCGCCUAUUCUUAGCGUGGAAUGUACACAAUGCCCCGCGCCCGCCGCGCUCACUGCGGCACAAACACGGCCAGAGCCGCCCUCUGUGAAUCACCUACCUACUGAGAGAAACCUCCCGUGGGUCUGUAGGUUUUUGUCCAGGCUCUAGCUGUGGAAAAACUCAGCAGAGAAUAAACGGCAGAGAGUAAGUGCAUGCAGUGAAGGACAGCAGAAGUGAACGGAUAUUUACAGCAACAUCAAAGUCCUGAUUUGUUCCCUUGGAGCUGGAUUUUUCAAUAAAAGCUGCUAAGAAUUUGGGGGUUUUUUUCUGACAAGUCCAGAAUUAAUCUCUCUCGUAUUUUGCUAUGGAAGAGGGAUGCACUGAAGAGUUUCUCUUCAAAGACCAGGACUUCUCCUCUGAACUGCUGAGGCAGCUGAAUGCUCUGCGACAGAGCAGGAUGCUGACCGAUGUUACCCUCUGCUCCGGGGGCUUUGAAAUCCCCUGUCACCGAAAUGUGCUGGCUUCCAGCAGCCCAUACUUCAAGGCAAUGUUCUGUAACAACUUCAGGGAGAGUCACCAGCCUAAAGUCAUUCUAAAGGGCAUCGACGCUGAUAUUUUGGAUCAGAUUAUCCUUUAUGUUUACACUGGAGAGAUUCUAAUAUCCACUGAGAAUGUCUUGUGCCUCUUUGAGACUGCGUCCAUGCUGCAGUACACUAAGCUGUUUGAGGCCUGCUCUACCUACCUCCAAGACAAGCUGACCCCUGACAACUGUCUGAGCAUGAUCAGACUGGCAAAAAUCUUGAACUGCCAAAGCUUGAAUAAGAAAGCCAAGGCUAUGGCUUUGAAAUAUUUUCCUGUGGUGGCCUCUUCUGAGGACCUGAAGGACCUCUGUCCCAUGGAGCUCAUAGAUUACCUGGGGGAUGAUGAACUCUGUGGGGAGGAGGAGCAGGUCUUUGAGGCACUAAUGGUCUGGAUCCGGCACGACCUCCAGGCACGACAAGGCUACAUGCAAGAGUUGUUCAAGAAGGUCCGGCUUCAGUACGUCCAUCCAACUUUCCUGUUCCAUUUCAUUGCUAAUGACUCACUCGUUCAGGCCUCACCCACUUGCAGGAGCAUCCUGGAGUCAGCCCGGAGACACAUGUUUUCCUUGUACAGCACCAACACGCCUGAUAUCAAACCCAUGAUGCAUGUUCCUCGCAGGUACUCCAACCAGGAGUUCCUCAUCAUCAUUGGUGGCAGGAAGGACAGCCAGCAGACAACGAGGGAUGUCCUGCUUUAUGAUGACAAGACGAACCAAUGGCUGAGCCUGGCCAAACUUCCCAUGCGCCUCUACAAAGCCUCUGCAGUGAGUUUACACAGCAAUAUUUUUGUGCUCGGAGGGAUGCCUGUUAGCAAUAAGAAAAGUCUGGUCAGUGGUAAUAUUUACAUUUACUCCCUCAAACUCAAUCAGUGGAGGUUGAUUGAGCACAUGCUAGUUCCACGUUACUCCCACAGAAGCCUGGCAUAUAAAAAUUAUAUUUUAUCAUUCGGUGGAAUUGGCGAAAACCAGGAAAUCCUGAAUUCUGUGGAAAGAUAUGAUAGUGUCUACAACACCUGUGAGAUCAUGGCAAACAUGCCUGUUGCCGUCCUUCACCCUGCUGUUGCUGCCAAAGAUCAGAGGGUUUACCUCUUUGGGGGAGAAGAUAUAAUGCAAAACCCUGUUCGGCUCAUCCAGGUUUACCACGUCUCCAGGAAUACGUGGUUUCGUAUGGAGACCAGGGUAGUGAAGAAUGUCUGUGCACCAGCUGUUGUGAUUGGAGACCAGAUUAUCAUCGUAGGUGCUGCUUGAAAACUCCUCCCGCAGAAGUUGAAGUCAUAUUCUCCAUGGCACAAUGAGCAUGAAUUCCUCAGUGCAAGGUUGCACCUGCAAAGGAGCUGAGAUAUGGUAAUUAGUAAUCUGCUAAUGAUGUUUUCAGUGUCUAAAUUCGAUGAGUUUGCCCACAGUCCAAAUGAAGCAGAGUUCUUAUGGACAAACUGAUGUCUCAGGCUGCUGGUGCCACCAAUGUCCACAGGGCUCCUCCGGGUUUGCGUCGGAGCCCUGAGACAUUGAUCUGGCCUCUUCUGUUUAUUGAUGUUUCCAAAAUAGUAGCAGAGUAGCGAGGAGCCCGACUGCUCUGUCACUCGGCAAGUCACCCACUGGCUCCAGCUGCUGCCUGUCACUUCUCUCCCCAGAGCUCUUUGUUUGCCUGCACUUCUUUCAUGUUGCAAGAACCCUUUCCCAGAAAAGCAAGCAGCAGCACAUCUCGAGCAGCCCUGGGCCAACAGGCACAUGUCUUGUGGCUGCUUUAAAGACAAGGCAUCCCCACAGCUGCUGGAGACUUUUGCCUUAAGAGUCAGGGGUGAGCCAUGAGGUAAAACCCUGCUGGAGGUGCGAAAAGGCAGAAGAAUCUGGUCCACUUCUCAGGAGAUGCUUGUAACCAUCCUCCUAUACCUAAACUUCCCAUGUCUAGUUCUCUGAAGUUUGUUUCUUGAUCAGGUUGUGCCUUCUGAUGAAUAAGCCAUGUCCCACCACCCCUCCCUAAAGCAGGCAUGCUGGGACAAGGAACAAAGGCGUGUCUGCUUCCCCAGAUCCCCCAGUGCCACAUCUGUAAUGACAUCCCUUGAGUUUUGCCCUGGUGUUGGCACAUUGUUGAGUUUUCUCUUUGCUCUUGGAUGCCUUCCUAGGCUCUGCAGUUGCCCUGAACCAAUGUUUGGAUGUGGCAAUGACUGCCCAGAGCACCAGGAAGUGACACCAAGGACUCUCAAGUCCAAAUUUUCAAAUUGAUGGGAUGCUUCUGGUCUGGAAAAUCAGCCCAAAGGAAUCUGAGCCUUAGAGCUGAACCCUGGCACCUCUCUGUAAGACCUGGGAGACUCUAGGGGAAUGUGUUCAGCCCCGAGGAGCAGAGAACAAACUUGAUGGAGAGUGCUGCAAUGUGAAACUUGGCUACAAAGCUGCAGUGCUGGGAAAGGGCAGUGUUUUAUCCAGAUCAGCAGCAAGCCCUGGAAUUAAUAGGCUUGAUUAAACUAUUUUGAUGUGCAUGGUAUGUGAAGAUAAGGGCCCAAUUCCCUAGGGUUUCCAGUGAAAAUCAGAUGUUAAGAUAACAGUACGUGACAUUCUCUGACAGGAGUAAGGAACACUGCUGGAAGACAAGUACAGACCAAGGGGCAAAAGAGGCACUUCUUCAGAGAGCAAAGUUACCAUGAACUUGCUGGAUCUGUUUCAAUGCUGAAAUGACGUGGACCCUGGCACCAGGCAGAUCGAAAGCAAGGGAACUGUGCCUGCUUUGUGUUGUUAUGACACAUAUAUUUCCCUGAAAAUGACAUUAAAAUUUACCAGAGGCUCAAACAUUGUUCUGUUUAUCUAUUCCCUGGGUAGGAUCUUAGAGGCAGCCCGAGCACUGCAGAAUGCAGCCUCUGUGAAGGAAACUUGGCCUCUGGCAUGAGGACCAUCAGCAAAUGUGAAAUGGGAAGCCAGCACGUCAGGGCAUACAUGACUGUGUCCCACAGCCUCCUGUCAGGGCUGCAUCCCUUGGAGACACACGGAGGGGUGAGCCACGGGAGGAACUCCCUGCCAUGCCCUGAGCUUUGCCAGAGAGGGAGCAGAUGGCUCAGAAUGAUUCCUCCCCAUCGCAUUGACCCUGGCUUCGUCCUGUGCAGAAACAUGGAAAGGCUCCUCAUCACCCAGGCUGUGUCAACAGUGCCUCAGGGUGCUUCGGGACACAUUUCAGCCCUGGCACUCCCUUGCAGUGGAACUUGAAGCUGAAUUAAUUCAUUAAUUAAUGAAUUAAUUCACAGUGUGGACUAAUCCAUGUGUGUGCACGUAGAGCCAUGGCAUCCAACAGAGAAGACUCCCAGAAACUUAACUGAGUGCCACUCAAACCUUGACCAAGGAGGAAAGCAGGGCGAUCCUAUGGAUGUUCUUCAAGAUGCUGUGAUAUUUAAUGGCUAAUUCAGACCUUUUCAAAUGAAGGAGGUCUUUGGGCUUGGCAGAUUCUGACUGAAGGCUUCUGGCUGAGAGAUCCUGUUUACAGCCUACAAGAGCUGUCUGCUCAUAAUAACUUGAAAGAAAUGUCAGUAAAUAGAGCUUGUUUCUUCUUCCAGGGGGCUCUGGAAAUUUUUUCAGGGGAAAAGUAGCAACACACAAUGAAAGAAGGGCUGCAGGCAAACUGAACUACAAAUGGCAGGGAAGCCAAAAGCAUGUUUGCCCUUCCAACCUUGCGCAUAUGUUUUUUAUGGCAUGAAAUGUGACAGGCACAGUUGAUCACAGAUAUCAAGCUGAGAGUCUGUUAUUUGUGAUGGCAGCAUAAAAUACACAGGCCCUCACUCCAAAGAGCUUGAGAAGAGAAAUUGGGAGCUGAGGACACAGAUGGCCCUCAGAGCACCAUCAGCUGGACUUUCAAAGCAUCCAGCUUGUUUAUUAGGCAAGAGCAACACCUUACGCCAUAACCUGGGUAACUGAAG